UUCAAGUAUAUUUGUGUGUUGGAUUUUGAAGCUGUUUUUGCAGACGAUUGUAAAACUAAUAGAAAUUAUGAUAUGGAAAUUAUUGAAUUUCCAUCAGUCUUGUUAAAAUUUGAAAGUGAAAAGCAAUUGGUUGUUGUGGAUGAAAUUCAAAACUAUGUAAAAACAAGAAGAAUUCCAAAAAUUAAUGAAGAAUGCACCAAAUUGACUGGAAUUACUCAAGAAAUGGUCGAAUCUGGAGUUUCAUUCGAAGAAGCACUCAAGAGACACAAUGAAUGGUUAAUGUCUCAUUUAGGAGAAAAACCAACCAAAGAUAACAUCCUGAUGGCCACUUGUGGAGAUUGGGACUUAAAAACAAUGAUUCCACAUCAAGUUUUCUUUGAGAAACAAACAAUUUCCUUAAUUGGAUCUCAUUUCACACAAUGGUGCAAUGUCAAGGAUGUAUUUGCCAAGUUUUACAAUAUGGAAAAGGUGAAUGGCAUGUUGACAAUGUUAAAUGCACUGAAAUUACCUCUCCUUGGCAAACAUCAUUCUGGUAUUGAUGAUUGUAAAAAUAUUGCUCGAGUUGUUUGUAAAAUGGCACAACAAGGAUGCCACUUUAAUGCCACA
This is a messenger RNA of Naegleria gruberi, 606 nucleotides long. RefSeq lists its product as uncharacterized. Gene Ontology annotation, biological process: exonucleolytic trimming to generate mature 3'-end of 5.8S rRNA from tricistronic rRNA transcript (SSU-rRNA, 5.8S rRNA, LSU-rRNA). Lineage: Eukaryota; Heterolobosea; Eutetramitea; Acrasida; Naegleriidae. The record is from RefSeq and is a predicted model, not a curated record. The transcript is spliced from 2 exons. Gene Ontology annotation, molecular function: 3'-5'-RNA exonuclease activity; nucleic acid binding. The annotation marks the transcript as partial.